CGACGACUCCCCAUCAAAAGGCGAGCGAACAGCAGCUCUAGCUCAGCACACAACCCCAGCCAGCAAUCCAUCCACCAUCCCCCCUUUCCCCUCCCCUCACCGGCGGAUUCCCUCCCGGCCUCCUCCACCCGAGCUCCGCCAUGGCGAACGCGGCGUCAGGUGCUGCGGUGAACGACGAGUGCAUCGCCAAGUACACCGAGCUGCAGGCCAAGAAGAUGCACCGCUUCAUUACCUACAAGCUCAAGGACCAGAAGGAGAUCGUCGUCGACCAGGUCGUCGACCGCGAGGCCACCUACGACGACUUUGCAAACGCGCUGCCAGAGAACGACUGCCGGUACGCCGUCUACGACUUCGAGUUCGUCACCAAGGAGGAUGUGGUUGACACCAAGAUCUUCUUCAUCUCAUGGUCCCCCGACACUGCCAAGGUGAGGAGCAAGAUGCUCUACGCCAGCUCCAGCGAGAAGUUCAAGAGGGGCUUGAGCGGCGUCCAUGUCUUCAUGCACGCCACCGAUGCCAGCGAAAUCAGCGUCGACGCCAUCAAAGAAAAGCUCAAGGGCAAGAUCAAAGAAUGAACGCACCGUUCCUGCCCUGCCCCCUCGCAAUAUGGAUUUAUGUCAAUUAUAGAUUUGCCUGUGUGACCCUGAAACUUUCUUGAUGGUUUGUCGUCGGUUUGUUACCAUCUUCUCAAAGGUCUCCGUGCCUGGCUUCCAGCAUCAGGCCACGAAGAUUUCGGUUCUAUCAUGUACUCUCUCCUCCUGCCCCAUUAUAUGCCGGGCCGUAUGCUGCACUGUUCCAAGUUACUGUUAUAAAUAAUUAUUGUUCUGUUUGGUUUCCUCUUAA
Molecule: messenger RNA, 840 nt
Organism: Lolium rigidum
Lineage: Eukaryota; Viridiplantae; Streptophyta; Magnoliopsida; Poales; Poaceae
Product: actin-depolymerizing factor 3-like
Exons: 3
Coding region: 141-572 (143 amino acids)
Biological process (GO): actin filament depolymerization
Cellular component (GO): actin cytoskeleton; cytoplasm
Molecular function (GO): actin filament binding
Source: RefSeq, a predicted model, not a curated record